This is a messenger RNA of Archocentrus centrarchus (flier cichlid), 4773 nucleotides long. It is a transcript of the gene fshr, whose product is annotated as follicle stimulating hormone receptor. The record is from RefSeq and is a predicted model, not a curated record. Lineage: Eukaryota; Metazoa; Chordata; Actinopteri; Cichliformes; Cichlidae. Gene Ontology annotation, biological process: follicle-stimulating hormone signaling pathway; activation of adenylate cyclase activity; adenylate cyclase-activating G protein-coupled receptor signaling pathway. Gene Ontology annotation, molecular function: G protein-coupled peptide receptor activity; protein binding; follicle-stimulating hormone receptor activity. Bases 81 to 2282 code for a protein of 733 amino acids. Gene Ontology annotation, cellular component: plasma membrane. The transcript is spliced from 14 exons.
ACCAAAACACCUCACAUUUCUCUCUAGCUGACCUGGCGCUGAACCCUGAGCGGAUAGACGGGCAAAAGCACUCAUAUCAAAUGUGGAGUGUGGGCCAGAGACAAUAUCAGAGUACAAGACACAAAAGAAGACACACUAGAAAAGUGAAACCCCUCUGUGGACCCAAGCAGGCUGAAAUGAUGCUGGUAAUGAUACUCAUGAUGCUGCUGGUUGCUACGAUAAAGACGGCAGCAGCCUCGGCGCGCGGCUCUGAAAUGGACAUCAGACAUGGAUUUCAGCCCAGUUUGGCCAAACAAACCAUGUGCCCAUCCUACCUGCUGACAUUUGGAGUCACAGCGCUUCCUUCCAACAUCUCCAGCACCCAGUGCCUGGAAGUUAAGCAGACGCAGAUUACGGAGAUCCAGCAGGGCGCCCUCUCCAGCCUGCAGCACCUAAGGGAACUCACCAUAUCAGAGAACGACAUGCUGGAGAGUAUCGGUGCGUUUGCCUUUGCUGGCCUCCCGCGCCUCACCAAAAUAUUAAUAUCUAAAAAUGUUGCUUUGAAGAGUAUAGGGGCUUUUGCUUUCUCUGACCUACCUAAACUCAGCGAGAUAAUCAUAACAAAGUCAAAACACCUGAGCUUCAUCCACCCAGAUGCAUUCAGGAACAUCGUGAAACUACAGUAUUUGACCAUCUCCAACACCGGGCUGAGGAUUUUUCCAGACUUCUCCAAGAUCCAUUCCACUGCCUACUUUCUGCUGGACCUGCAGGACAACAGCCACAUAAAGAAAGUCCCUGCCAAUGCCUUCAGAGGCCUCUGCACUCAAACUAUCGAAGAGAUACGGCUCACCAGAAAUGGCAUCAAGGAGGUGGCAAGUGACGCCUUCAACGGAACAAAGAUGCACAGAUUGUUCCUAAGAGGCAACCGACAGCUUACUCACAUCAAUCCCAGUGCCUUUGUGGGUUCCAGUGAGUUGGUGGUACUAGACAUCUCAGACACACCCCUCAGCUCUUUGCCAGACUCGGUCCUUGGCGGACUCAAGACGCUAAUAGCACAGUCAGCCUUCAACCUGAAAGAACUUCCUCCUCUUCAGCUGUUUACCAAACUGCAACAGGCAAAGCUGACAUACCCAUCACACUGCUGCGCCUUCCUAAACAUGCACAGAAACAGAUCAAGAUGGCACUCACUGUGCGACGAGCCCGAGGCUAAGAAUAACCUGCCCUUCUUUAGGGAAUACUGCUCCAACUCCACCUCCGUCACCUGCAGCCCGGCACCUGACGACUUCAACCCCUGUGAAGAUAUCAUGUCCGCUGCCCCCUUACGCAUCCUCAUCUGGAUCAUCUCUGUCCUCGCCCUGCUGGGCAACGCAGUGGUUCUCCUUGUAUUGUUAGGCAGCGGCUAUAAGCUGACUGUUCCUCGUUUCCUCAUGUGCCACUUGGCCUUUGCUGACCUGUGCAUGGGCAUCUACCUGGUAGUGAUUGCAACUGUGGAUAUGCUCACACGUGGCCGGUACUACAACUAUGCCAUAGACUGGCAGAUGGGCUUGGGCUGCAAUGCUGCAGGCUUCUUCACAGUGUUCGCCAGCGAGCUGUCAGUGUUUACAUUAACAGCAAUCACUGUGGAACGCUGGCACACCAUCACGCACGCUCUGCGACUUGACCGCAAACUUCGUCUGAGACAUGCCUGCAUCAUCAUGACAGCAGGCUGGAUCUUCUCUUUGCUUGCUGCACUGCUGCCCACAGUUGGGAUCAGCAGCUAUGGCAAAGUGAGUAUCUGCCUGCCCAUGGAUGUGGAGUCCCUGAUUUCCCAGUUCUAUGUGGUUUCUCUUCUCCUCCUCAACAUCCUGGCCUUCUUUUUCGUGUGCGGCUGUUACCUCAGCAUCUACCUCACCUUUCGCAAACCUUCAUCAGCACCAGCCCACGCCGACACCCGUGUGGCUCAGCGCAUGGCCAUCCUCAUCUUCACAGACUUCAUCUGCAUGGCUCCGAUCUCCUUCUUUGCCAUUUCAGCUGCCCUCAAGCUCCCUCUUAUCACCGUCUCAGACUCCAAACUGCUGUUGGUGCUGUUCUACCCCAUCAACUCAUGCUCCAACCCCUUUCUGUAUGCCUUCUUCACCCGUAACUUCAGAAGGGACUUCUUUUUCCUCGCAGCUCGCUUCGGCCUGUUUAAAACUCGGGCACAGAUUUACCGAACAGAGAGUUCCUCAUGUCAGCAGCCAGCAUGGACCUCUCCAAAGAGUAGCCGUGUUAUCUUGUACUCCUUGGCCAAUACACUAAGUUUAGAUGGAAAACAGGAGUGCUGACUUUUACCCACAAAUACAAGCACAGAAUCUUUGCUAGAUUUCUCAAAGCUCACUUGUUGCAUAUUGUAUGGGUGUACACAUAGGCUGCUAAUUCCUUAAAAUAAUGCAACAGAUCAUCAUUCUUAUUAUUUGGAGGGCAUCAAAUUUUGUAUAAUUUGGAUGUAUUACAAAAAGUUUUUUGACUCUACCCAAAAAAAAAAACCUUACAUGAUUUAAAUUUGGCCACUGUCCUCUUCAAAGUCAUUGCCUUUUGCACCUCUGGAAGUUGCUCAAGCUGCAUCACUACCUAGAUGUCCUGAGUCAGCAACUUGAAGCUCAAUCUGUCUAUUUAGACUGGAAAUAUCUACAGGGACUCUGUGAAAAAAAAAAAAAAAAGGUAACCUUUAGACUUGAGUUUUAUUUUGGAAAAGAGGUGAAUGAGGCAGGUUGUAUGAGAGUUUCUUGACCACAGAAACACUGCCGCUGUCUGAGAUGGCAAUUUUUUUGUGAUCAAGAAACUCCUGCAUUUCCAGUGUUCCCCAGGACUUUGUAGUAAAACAUAUUUUUGACAAGCUGACAUGGGGGAUGAUUCAAAACACAGUGAAUGUCAAAUUAACAAUGAGCGCGCUCCUGUUUGUGCUCCUCUGUGCAUUUUCGGUUAGAGUCUCCCACUAAAGACUGCUGUUCGGUCCAUAAAUAGCAUCCAGAAGCCCUGCUCUCAUCAGAAGGGAUGAUCCUCUGUAUAAAUAUGUGGGUCAGUUUGACACAAAAGUUGAUGUUUGUCUCUGUGCAAGUUUGAGAUCUGUAUUAGGCAACGUGCAAGUGGUCAGGAUAGGACUUCCAGACCAUGAGCCCAGACAUGCUUGAAGUCACAAAACUUUUUAUAGCACAAUUUAUCUCCCACAUGUUCCCAAAAUCUGACCAAAAAGACCCAAAAGAAAAUGCAGGUGUCUGCUCUGGUGGGUUCAGAAUUUGGUGUAAAAAGCAUGAAAGCAUGGAUCCUGCCUUGUAUCAAAAGUUCAGACUGUUAGUGGUGUAAUGGUGUGGCAGAUUCCUUGGCACCCUUUGGGCCCCUUAGUACUAACUGAGCAUUGUUUGAAUGCCGCAGCCUACCUGAGGAUUACUGUUGACCAUGUCCAUACCUUUAUGACCACAGUGUACCCAUCAUUUCAAACUGGUUUCUUGAACAUGAAAAUGAGUUCACUGUACUCAGGGUCAACCCAGCAAAGUAUACCUAAUAAAGUGGCCGUUGAGUGUAGUUUGGCUAAAUCUGAGUCUGAGCUGUUCUAGAUACCCACAGGUUUGUUUUAACUCAGGUGAAGUGCAGGAGUGGCGUUCUCAGCAACACAAUUUAGAAGUAAGAAAACAAAAGAAUGGAAGGGGCUGUAAACUGAUAACUUCAUCUACUAUGUAACAAACACCAUCCAUCUGGCAUCCAAAGAUAAUGUCACACACUAAAAUGCUUCAAAAUGAUUUUAAACAGGUUUGAUGCUUCGAAUUUCAGCAUACGCACAGUGAAAAAGAAAAAUAUUAAUUUAACAUUCAGUGCUUUGAUUGAAUGACAUUCAUUAAGAAGAACACUGCAGGGACCUGCUGAUUAACAAUCUCCUCCAUACACCCAGUCUGCUGAAGCUCUCAGUGUCUACAAUUUGCCAACAACUCUGUCUAUUUUUUUGAGCCACAGACCUAUAAUUAUUUUUGAAAUUAUGUUUAUGUUUUCAAACUUACCAUUAAGUGUCAUUUUGGAUUCUGCUUUUGUACAAAAUAUCUUGAUGUGCUGUUUAUAUCAUUUUUAUAAAGUGUAUUAUUAUAUCCUUUCUGCUUUAAUAGAUUUUGCAUGAUGAAUGCGAGUGUUUGAAGAGGCUUGACCGACAGAAAAAAUCUCUCUCUGUCUCUCUCUCUCUCUCUCUCUCUCUCUCUCUCUCUCACACACACACACACACACACACACACACACACACACACACACACACACGCACAAUAAUUGAGCUGUCUUUAUCUAGCAAGACUGUCCUUCAGAGCAUCCAAAGCUUUCAAGGACAAAGUGACCCUCCCAACCUCUGCUCUGUGUAGCGAGGUGGAUGGGUGGGCAUAGCAGGAGAGGUACACAGCUGCUCUUUCUACUUAAUACGGGGGAGGCGGGAUAUAGCAGCUAGACAAGGUGCGCGGGCACACACACACACACACACACACACACACACACACACACACACACACACACACACACACACACACACACACACACACACACAGAGCAACCCAGACUCUCAAGGCUGCAGCUGCAAGAAGAAAUCCAAGUCCAUCUCAUUGAUAUGGAUACACUGCCUCCUACAUGUCAGCAUUCAAUGUGAGGGUGUGAUUAUAAAUUGUAACCACCAGGUGAUGCUACUGGGGCUAGAUUUUUGGUGAUUAUGCAUGUAACAGUGUGCACAAAAGUACAUAUGAAAUCACCACUCUCCACAGAUCCUACAGUUUUUGCUGAAUGUUGAUUUGUAACUAAACAAUAAAUAUG